UCUGGAGUAACAGCUCUUCGACACCUGUUGUUCAGCCAGCGAACAGAACACGACACACUGAAUUGGCACAGGCUGGACUGGUUCACAUCCACUCUGUCUUAUCAUCAGUGCGCUCAAGCGUCCGACACACAAAGGCUUGUUGUGUAACUGAAUGAGCGCUUUACUGGUGCCCUGUGUAAAUACGUAUUAGGGGUCAAUGGUAGGAGUUGUUAUGUUCAUUAAGACAUUCUUGUGCGGAUUGAGGCAGAGGGAGAGCUUUACAUAAUUACGUUCAUGCUUUUUCACGUGAAAUGCUCCUUUAAAAGAAGGCUUCGUUUGAACACACUGAGGCACAUCGCGCGCACGAGAGGACUGUAAUUCUGCACACUUUGGUGUCAAAAUUGCGUUCAAAAUGGUAACGUCGUAUCCUUUACCGGAGGGAUUCUCAGAGUUCGAUGUGUUCUCCCUGGGAUCUUGUCUGCUCGUGGAGGGUCUCCUCGGGUUCUUCCUGAAUGCUGUCACCGUUGUUGCUUUUCUUAAAAUAAGAGAAUUACGGACUCCAAGUAAUUUUCUCGUGUUCAGUCUGGCCAUGGCAGAUAUGGGUAUUUCUAUGAACGCCACUGUCGCUGCGUUCUCAAGCUUUCUGAGAUACUGGCCCUAUGGAUCAGAUGGAUGCCAGACUCAUGGCUUUCAGGGCUUUAUGACUGCUCUUGCCAGCAUCCACUUUAUUGCAGCCAUUGCUUGGGACAGAUACCACCAGUAUUGCACAAGGACAAAGCUGCAGUGGAGCAGUGCCAUCACCCUGGUUAUCUUCAUCUGGCUCUUCACUGCCUUCUGGUCCGCCAUGCCUCUGAUUGGCUGGGGAGAGUAUGACUACGAGCCCCUGAGGACCUGCUGCACACUAGACUACAGCAAGGGUGAUAGGAACUACGUGUCUUACUUGAUCCCCAUGGCCAUCUUCAACAUGGGCAUUCAGGUGUUUGUCGUGCUGUCCUCCUAUCAGUCCAUUGAUAGGAAAUUCAAGAAAACUGGCCAGGCUAAGUUCAACUGCAGCACUCCUCUGAAGACCAUGCUGUUUUGCUGGGGUCCCUAUGGUAUCCUAGCUUUCUAUGCUGCUGUGGAGAACGCAACCCUUGUCUCUCCUAAACUGAGAAUGAUUGCACCCAUUUUGGCCAAGACAUCACCUACUUUCAACGUCUUUGUUUACGCCCUCGGAAACGAGAACUACAGGGGAGGAAUCUGGCAGUUGCUUACUGGUCAAAAGAUUGAGACUCCUGCUAUUGAGAAUAAGUCCAAAUAAACUGAGCAUAUGAUAAUAACAGUUAAUGUCCUGGUAGUUUCUAACAGGUAUGACACAUGUGGUAUGGCUUUGUGUGCUUACGUUAUCCUAGCUUUAUUUUUGUGGACUGUCUGUGGACAUGAGUUUGGAGUCUGUGUUUGUUGUAUAGUUUGGUCUAAGUUUAAUAUAGGAGAUUUCAACAUGUAAUACAAUUUCUAAACUGAUAUUUUGAUAAAGCACAUAAGCUGCUCCUAAUGGAAAUGUUACAGAACGGGGUCCAAUUUUAUCCGUAUCAUUACAAAGCACGUGUAAGAAGAGAAUUUUUGGCCAUCAAUCAAUAAGGUUUAAGCUCCUUCCAUAUAUAUGGUUCUGAAUGGAAACAAUCAGGAAUCAUAUUUUUGAGGUUGCCAGUGAACUGUUCAGAUUUUUUGAUUGUAUACAGUAUAAGUGCUGUUGCACUGUACAUCAAACAGCCGUUUAAAUGCUGCAAUUAGUGGAAAAAAAAAUGUGGCGGCUACUAAAAAAUAUACAGAAAAAGUUCUUUUUCCAUUGCUACAGUAUGUUAAUUUAGUUAAUGUUAACCAAAAAGCACAGUUUGGCACACACAGAAAAUAAAGUGUACUUUAUUUUCCACAUAGGGAAAUCACUUGCUAUGAGAUAAGGUCUACAUCCAGCUUAUGAGACAGAAUUAGGCGAGCAACAUUUUCUAAUCCCAGAAACAACGGUGCUUUUCAUGAAAACACAUUCCCCAGUGCACAAGAUUAGUCAAAAGAAAAAGAUUAUGCACAAGACUUACUGCAAUUGGAAAUGUUCUGUCUGGUGAUCCCGUUUUCCCUUCUGCAUAUUCUGUCUCCAUUUCAACAUGAAUCAUUCUGGCGUCUGAAAAAGAAAGAAUUCAUGCCAAAUCAUUUCUUUAUGGAGGUAUUUUGUACACUGUAAGAAAAAAGUUGUCAGGCAAAAAUGUGAAAAUGUGUUUUAUGUAGUGGUUAAUCUAAAUGAACCAGUUUUUAAUAAUUAAAAAGUAUUAAAAAUAUUUAUAGUUUUCAUUUUUUAAAUUGUGCAUAACAGUAAUAUCAUUACGUAGACUGAAUAUUACAAGACAAUAGCAUAAUAAUGAAAAGUAAUUUUGCAACCCAAAGGGUGAAAUUGCAUAAUGUGCAUAUUUUUAGCUCAACAGAGUUUACUUUAGAAGCCAGAAUUUGAAGAAUUGUAGACUACAAUGUACACAAAUACAAAUAUGGGUCAUUUUCAGAAAGAUAAAAUUCAACCCAUUUUACACAUUUGUACUAGAACAAAUACUACUUAACAUCUCCAUAAAUACAAAUGAAAAAGUAUAAUAUGCUGACAGAAUGGAAAGAAAUACAAUACCAGUUACCAAUUGUGUGUUAGAUAAGUAAACAGAAUAUGUAUAAAUUAUUUUUCAGAAAUGCCUGAACAUUAUAGUAUCAACAACUAGUAAAACCUAAGGAUGCAUAUGAAAGAUAUACAAAGUUCUGUCAUGAAACUCUAGAUGGCGCAGGCUAAUACUUUCUUUAACUCAACCUGCUCGUAAUCACAUCGUUAUCUAUAGGGCACAGCUAAUUGGUUCCUGCUGUAUCAAUAGCCACUAAGCUUGCGUGCUCAACUUUUAAAUAGUUGGCUAGCAUUUGCCUUAGCAGUGCAGCGUGCUUUCAGAAACACCUCCACCUUCCCCAGCUCCUCCUGUAUAGAUCUGCUACGGGUAAUUCAUGUACACUAUAUUGUACAGCAGAAGCAUGUCUUACUUGCUCUACAGCAGCAGCAAUAACCUACAGCAAUAAAAGCAGCAGCGUAGCAGAUCUAUUCUGCCAAGACAAAACAUAUCAACAUUGUCAUACCCAUUACCAUGCCAAACACCCCAAGAGUUGUCAUGACAGAAAUACUUUUCAAUGAUUGUGUAAGUGACAUGCUAAAUAACAAAUGAUAGAUAACUGUGUACCCUGACAACAUGUCUCUGCAGUGGUUCAAUGUGUCAUUUGUCAUUCUAGAAUCAGACUAGUCUUUAAAAGUGCUUGUGUCCACUUUAAGGUUGACUCCCUCAAGUGCACUUGAAAUAACCUGUGAAUAGUGUGCAAAGUUGUCAUGUUCAAUGGAUGUGUUGUCAUCAACACCUGAUUUGUAUAUCUCAGCCAAGAUGCACAACAGUGAAAUAAACAUUGCUGGCUACA
Ctenopharyngodon idella (grass carp) is the source of this 3444-nucleotide messenger RNA. RefSeq names its product retinal G protein coupled receptor a (gene rgra). The coding region runs from base 392 to 1279 and encodes 295 amino acids. NCBI's taxonomy places the organism in Eukaryota, Metazoa, Chordata, Actinopteri, Cypriniformes, Xenocyprididae. Gene Ontology annotation, cellular component: membrane. Gene Ontology annotation, biological process: phototransduction; G protein-coupled receptor signaling pathway; visual perception. The record is from RefSeq and is a predicted model, not a curated record. Gene Ontology annotation, molecular function: G protein-coupled receptor activity. The transcript is spliced from 7 exons.